CACACGGUGCCCGUGCUUUCGGAAGUGUACGUGUCGCUCCGGCUAUUUUUUUUUCCUGUUCUCCAUCACGCGUUAUUCUUGCCUCUGUUUUCCAUCUCGUGUGGAAAAUAGCUAAAUAAAAUCAUGGAUACUCUGUAUCCGAAUCUCUACGAGCGCUUCAAGACCGAGGGCCUUUGUCCCAUUUGCUUCAUGGAGAUGGAACUAAUGCCCAGAUACUCGUGCAUUAACGGACACACCAUAUGCCACCGUUGCAAGCCUUAUUAUUACAAUUGCUUCACGUGCGCGGCACCGUUGGAUGUGGAGAUCCUGUCAUCACAGAAGAACAUAUCCCAGCCGUCGCGUUAUGACGAUUAUAAUCCUAGCGCGCCAUCGAUGAAUGAUUUUCUGGACUACGAAAGGAAAGUUUGGGAACCAUUCGUGCCUUCUGAAAAUCAGCAUCUCGAACCCUGCUCGUAUUCUUAUCUAGGAUGCUGGGUUAAAAUACCAGAGCACUUGCGAAUGCUUCAUGAAUCGAGGUGUCAGUUUCGACCGUACUUGGAGGAGAAACACAUGCCAACCGAUCUUCAUCAUGGCCAUGAUGAUUUGGUAGAUUGUUCGUACUCUGCAGCAGGAUGCAAGGUACGAACAGUGCCGUGGAGACGCAGCAUUCAUGAACAGUAUUGCAUCUAUAAAAGCAAGGACAUGUUUCAAACUGUGAACGAUGUGAGCGAUGAUUUCGCGUCUGCGACAAUCGUCGAUAACGAUUAUGGCGGCGAUCCUGAAGAAUUGGUGCAAUGCAAGUUUAAGCAAUAUGGUUGCAUGGUGAAUAUUCCGAGGAGACGAAAAUACAUACACGAGCAGAAAUGCAACUACAAGAACCAUGAAGGAAACGUAUUUCAGAAUACGAACGAUAUGAGCGAUGGCUUCACAUUCUCGACGAUCACCGAUAACAAUUAUGGCGGCGAUCCUGAAGAAUUGGUGCAAUGCAAGUUUAAGCAAUAUGGUUGCGUGGUGAAUAUUCCGAGGAGACGAAAGUACAUACACGAGCAGAAAUGCAACUACAAGAACCAUGAAGGAAACGUAUUUCAGAAUACGAACGAUAUGAGCGAUGGCUUCACAUUCUCGACGAUCACUGAUAACAAUUAUGGCGGCGAUCCUGAAGAAUUGGUGCAAUGCAAGUUUAAGCAGUAUGGUUGCAUGGUGAAUAUUCCGAGGAGACGAAAAUAUAUACACGAACAGAAAUGCAACUACAAGAGCUAUCAAGGAAACUUGAACAGAUUCGAUUAUUCCGCGCAACCAGAAUUAGACCCUAACGAGCAAGUAGAAUGCAGGUGGUCCGAAUAUGGCUGCCGAGUCAGACCGAAACGUUAUCAUAAGCAAGUUCACGAGGAUAAAUGUAAUUACAGGAAGGAAUUGCCAUGAAGCAGCGCUAUAUUUAAGCCAAUCUUAAGAUACUCUCAUGAGUACAACUACAAUGUUUUGCCUAUCAUUAAUUAUAUCGAAUUAAACUAAUGAUAUCAUAUUCAACAAAUUAGUGUAAUUCUCGCAACACGCUAAUGUUUAUCAGAGCAAGAUUACAAAAUAUCUUUUUUUGAAUUGUGAUUUGUCUUUUCAGAGAUAUUGAUCAACAUACUCAAUCAUUCUCAAUCUCUGAAUCGCGUAACACAAAGACGUGGAAACUGAUUGUUUCUUCUCAUAAUUGUUGAAUUAAAUGGAAUGCUAGUUGAAAACGCGUACAUUCCUCCCUUCUAUAGCGCUGAACAACUAAAGUGUCGAUACCAAUAGAUACAAAUAGAAUCGACAAUUCUAUUAAUAGAUAACAAGCCGCGAGAUAACAACAAUUAAAAACAACAAAGUGAAUCCGAUCAUCGACGACGCGAAGAUGCGGAGCAAUUUUGUGAACGCAUUAACGAUUUCCAGGAACUCGCAGGGAUAAUACAGAAGAGGAUUAUUUACUCUCUCCGCCACUCUCCGUUCCCGCGCGAGAUAGCGAGACUUCCGCCUGUCGUUCCGGGGAUCAUCUUGAGCAUGAUCGUCCGGAAUGAGGGAGUGAUGGCGUGGCUGGGAUAUCCAACACCUGCAGGCUAAUGGUGGGUCUCCCUGUACGCCCACGAUCGCAUCACUAUCGCUCGACGAAACGACACUUACACGUUUAUAACAUCCCAUUUAUAACGUCGGCAUAGGCAAAGGAUGACGCGCAAUUCUGUCUCGAUGCGUGAUUAUAGAUGGUAUCCUGUUGUCUCGAAGUCAAUAAAAUAUAUCAAUAUCAAAGACAAAUUGCGCAUUUUAUCCAUUUUAUUUGUAGUCAUUUUAUUCGUAUAAUAGUUAACCACAUGUAUCAUUUUCUACAUAUAUCAUAUUAUCACAUA
This is a messenger RNA of Atta colombica, 2348 nucleotides long. RefSeq lists its product as uncharacterized. Gene Ontology annotation, biological process: multicellular organism development; ubiquitin-dependent protein catabolic process. The transcript is spliced from 3 exons. The record is from RefSeq and is a predicted model, not a curated record. NCBI's taxonomy places the organism in Eukaryota, Metazoa, Arthropoda, Insecta, Hymenoptera, Formicidae. Bases 124 to 1401 code for a protein of 425 amino acids.